This is a messenger RNA of Malania oleifera, 1929 nucleotides long. Its product is annotated as 4-coumarate--CoA ligase-like 1. The record is from RefSeq and is a predicted model, not a curated record. Gene Ontology annotation, molecular function: long-chain fatty acid-CoA ligase activity. NCBI's taxonomy places the organism in Eukaryota, Viridiplantae, Streptophyta, Magnoliopsida, Santalales, Ximeniaceae. Bases 100 to 1770 code for a protein of 556 amino acids. The transcript is spliced from 6 exons. Gene Ontology annotation, biological process: fatty-acyl-CoA biosynthetic process.
CUUCCAAAUUCACAAUCUCCUAAUUUUCCCAUCUCUUCAAAUUUAAAGCAUGGGUCAGACCAGAGCAUCCUCCCCUGCAAGCAAUUUCUGGCAUCCUCCAUGGGGACCCAGAUAGAAAUUCCUGCACAAGAUGAAGAAGAACACAUUUUCCGAAGUCGAUACCCUCCGGUGAACGUUCCGGACGACGUCACGCUGCCGGAAUUUGUGCUCCAACAUGCUGAACUGUAUGCUGAGAAGGUGGCAUUUGUGGAUGCUGCGACCGGAAAAGAGUGUACUUAUGGUGAAGUGAUUAGGGACACAAGGAGGUUUGCUAAGGCCUUAAGGUCUCUUGGGCUGAGGAAGGGAAAGGUAGUGGUGGUUUUGCUUCCCAAUGUGGUGGAGUAUGCCAUAGUUGCUCUGGGAGUAAUGGCCGCCGGUGGUGUUUUCUCGGGGGCCAACCCUUCGGCUCAUGUGUCGGAAAUCAAGAAACAAGUGGAGGCUGCUGAUGCAGCUCUGGUUGUCACAAAUGCAACACUCUUUGAUAAGGUUAGAGCUCUGGGGCUGCCAGCCAUUGUGCUGGGCGAUUCGGGACACGUGGAAGGCGCGAUGAAUUGGAACGAACUACUCGAGGCAGGGGAUCGUGCCAGCACGAGUACUACCACGAAUGAGAAAAUUCACCAAUCUGAUCUAUGUGCACUUCCAUUCUCGUCAGGCACCACAGGAGUUUCAAAGGGAGUGAUGCUAACCCACAGGAAUCUGGUGGCUAACCUAUGCUCCACACUCUUUAGUGUUGGACCGGAGAUUGUCGGUCAGGUUACCACGUUGGGCCUAAUGCCAUUCUUUCACAUAUACGGGAUCACCGGAAUAUGCUGCGCCACACUCCGGAACAAGGGGAAGAUUGUGGUGAUGGGGAGAUAUGAACUCAGGACGUUUCUGAAUGCUUUGGUCACACAAGAAGUCACAUUUGCACCCAUUGUGCCACCAAUAAUUUUGUCGCUGGUUAAGGAUCCUAUAGUGGAGGAAUUUGAUCUCGGAAAGAUCAAGCUCAGGGCAGUCAUGACGGCGGCAGCCCCGCUUGCACCGGAGCUUCUCACUGCCUUUGAAAAUAAGUUCCCCGGCGUGCAGGUCCAAGAGGCAUAUGGACUCACUGAGCACAGCUGCAUUACUCUGACCCAUGGAGACCCAACUAAAGGCCAUGGCAUUGCGAAGAGAAACUCAGUUGGGUUUGUUCUUCCAAACUUGGAAAUCAAAUUCGUCGAUCCUGACACUGGUCGAUCUCUCCCCAAAAACACCCCUGGUGAAAUUUGUGUUAGGAGCCAAUGUGUAAUGCAAGGCUACUAUAAUAACAAGGAGGAGACGGAGAGGACCAUAGACAAGAAUGGAUGGUUGCACACUGGGGACAUAGGGUACAUAGACGAUGAUGGAGAUGUGUUCAUAGUUGAUAGGAUGAAGGAGUUGAUCAAAUACAAGGGUUUCCAAGUUGCUCCAGCGGAAUUGGAAGCUAUCCUCUUGACUCAUCCUUCGGUUGAAGAUGCAGCAGUUGUGCCGUUGGCAGAUGAAGAAGCAGGGGAGGUCCCAGGGGCAUGUGUGGUGAUGAACCAAAACUCAAAGGAGAGUGAGGAAGAUAUAAUGAAGUACGUUGCUUCCAAUGUUGCAAAGUACAAGAAACUCAGAGUGGUGCACUUUGUGGACUCCAUCCCCAAGUCUCCUUCUGGCAAAAUCAUGAGAAGGCUUCUCAGGAAAGGAAUGGAGGAGAGGAUGGUCCUGCUGACCAAUCACAAAGCUCCCUGAACUCUCUCUCUCUCCUCCUCGGAAAUUAUAGAAUGUAUCUAUCCCUCCACUUGUCCAUGUGCUUACUGUUUUGAUGACAAACACAUAGCGAGUGGAUCCCGCUUUCUAAAAUAUCAUAAUUAUCAGGAGUGGACUCAUCCGCUACUUGUCUUACAUCAA